AUGGGUAGCACCGAUGGCGGUAAUGGCGCGGUCUUCACGCUUGCAGAUGUAUCCAAGCACAACACUCGGGAAGACUGCUGGCUCCUCAUCAAUGACAAGGUAACGUGUCGCUCUCUCUCUCUCUCACACACACACACACAAAUCUUCUUAUUCUUCCAGUCACUGAAUAAUAUCACGGAUAUAUGUUAAGUUACUUGGUGAGUUACCUGAUGCGUUUGGAUGUGAUAUAUUGUGUAUUUUUAUGUCAUUUCCACUUGUUUUUCCUUGGUAUGGUUUUUUUUUUCCUGGAUUCUUGUCACUUUCUGAUUAAUGAAGCUGGAGAGAGGAAACUCGUGCUUGUAGACUUGAUUAUCGGGUUUAGGCUACGUCCAUGAGUCUGCUCAACUUGAAGAUAUGAUUGAAAUGUGUUCGUAUUAGAGUUUUUUUUUCCUAUUAUUUUGCGGUACGCCUGUCAUUCAGAAUCUGCAUGUCAUUCUGAUUAGUCUUCUGUAUUGAAGAAGUACGUCACGAAUAUUUUCAGUUGGGGUUUCGUUCAUGGUCCCAAGUUACAUUUAAUCUUACAGUUCUAGAGUUCCUAGGAGUAGCAUUUUAAUGCUUAUAGAUCUAGAGAUGGAUUGUGCUUUACUAAAAGAUGUAGACUUUUGAUUUUUUCUUUUAAGUUUUAUUGAGAGAUCUAAUGUAAAGUUUAUCUUUGUGGGAAAUAAGCUCCUCAAAGUUCUCUGGAUAGUUUUGCAUUCAGAUGUUUUGACGUUUUUCAUUUUGCAUUUGCAAAUAAAAAUUUGUCUGUCUGUUUCUGUAACUCCUUUAAACCUUAUUCAUAUUAUGUACAAUCUUGAUCUAAUUUUUGACUCGAGGUGAGAUAGAGAUGAUUGUUUUUUUUAAAUGUAACAGCUUGACAGGGUUGAAGGUCUGUAGGUUUAAUCUCUUGACUCCCUUGUCCUUGUCAUCAUUGACUCUGCACGUUCGAAUCAAAGCUCUUGGCAUCAGGUGACCCGAUCAAGAAUUUUCGCUGAAAUUUUCUCCCUCUUCGCUACUCACCUCUUGAAUUUCUUUCAUGUUAAAGUGUUGCGUUUCCUCUUUAGUCACUCAGAAAACUCUGGUCUCUGUCAGCUGAAAUAUUUGUCGUAUUGCUCUGGACUAAGUCUAACAACCUAUUUUCACAUCCUGGGAAAGUAGUAAGCCUGAAUUGCUCUUUCCUUGUAUUAAAAUUUAUCCCCCCCUCUUUCGUCAAGUCUUCUCCCAAUUUCAAUUAUAGUUCUUGAGGUUUCAACAUUCCUGAAUGUAAAUUUUUUGUGUAUUUGUCUCCCAAUAGACUGUCUGCUGGCUAAAAUCCGACGAGUAAAGUUAAGAGCCUCUUAUUUCAUUACAGUUAGUGCAUAUAAACAGCUAAUAGCCUGCUAUUUGCUAUCUUCUCUUCUUUGACGAUAUUUGUUCCAAAGAGCCCCGCUUUCACAGUAUACAGAAUUGUCUUGCGAUUAGAUCCACUCUCCAUGUUCCUUCUGAAAUCAGUUUCUUAUUUGUCUACAUGCUAUGGGCUCACAUUGCCCGGUACUCAGUGCAGCUGCCGAUCUAGGAUCAGCUGCGCUCCUGCCCCCUUCCCUUAGAUUAGCUGCAGAGGUCAAUUUGCUCCGACUCCACAUUCCUUACUUUAGUCUAAUUAGUUAUCAAUUUAGAUUACUUUGGCAUGUAACCUUCAAUUUAUGGGCUAUCAUGGUUAAUUCAUGCUACAUAAGCUUCAACUUCAGCCAAAAAAAUUCCGAUCUCUCUCUCUCUCUCUCUCACUCACUCAUUUUUGUUUUUUGACAACUUUCUUCAGGUCUACGAUGUAACAAAAUUCUUAGAUGAUCAUCCGGGGGGAGAUGAAGUGUUGGUGACUGCAACGGGUAACGCUGCUUGACUCAGCCUCCUUUUCUUCAUGCAAAUUGUCAACGUCAAAUAUUAUUACUUCUAUAAUAACUAGUAUGAUUUCCCUUUUAGGAAAAGAUGCGACUAAUGAUUUUGAAGAUGUGGGGCAUAGCACCACUGCAAGAGCAAUGCUGGAUGAAUACUUUGUGGGGAACAUCAACACUUCAACAGUCUCCUUGAAGCCCAACUACGCCGCACUCAAGCAGCCACAGGACAACCAGGAGAAGGGCUCUGACUUGCUGAUCAAGUUGCUUCAGUUUCUUGUUCCCUUGGCGAUCCUAGGCUUGGCCUUCGCCGUCCGCUUCUACACAAAAUCUGCCUAG
Spirodela intermedia is the source of this 2228-nucleotide messenger RNA. NCBI's taxonomy places the organism in Eukaryota, Viridiplantae, Streptophyta, Magnoliopsida, Alismatales, Araceae. The record is from the annotation of a GenBank genome assembly.